Molecule: messenger RNA, 1426 nt
Organism: Boleophthalmus pectinirostris (great blue-spotted mudskipper)
Lineage: Eukaryota; Metazoa; Chordata; Actinopteri; Gobiiformes; Gobiidae
Product: macrophage mannose receptor 1-like
Exons: 5
Coding region: 54-1166 (370 amino acids)
Source: RefSeq, a predicted model, not a curated record
AUCAACUACUGCAGGAGUCUGACUGUACUCCACAGCAGCAAACUGGACCCAAGAUGAUUCUGAUACUGAUUGGUUUGCUCAGUCUGUGUAGUUUGUCGGUGUCUCAAUACUACGUGUACCACUUCAUAAAUGAGUCUAAAUCGUGGGAAGACGCUCAGUGCUUCUGCAGAGAAAACUACUCAGACCUGGCCACAGUGGAGAGCAUGACUGACAUGAAGACACUCUUAAAAACUGGAGAUGGAGCUGAAGCCUGGAUCGGACUCAACAACAGAGCACCUGGGGAGAAGGACAAGAGAGAAUGGCACUGGUCUCUGCCUGGAGUAGAGUUUAACAAGGAACAAGAAGCCUGGAAGGACGAUGAACAACAUGACUAUGGUGGACUAGAGAACUGUGUGUAUGUUGACAGUUCAAAGAAGUGGUCCGAUGCUGGCUGUGAGGUUCCACGCUGUUUUAUCUGCUACAACACCACCAGUGGUCCAUUCAUAACAUACAAUGAUUGUAAAAACUGGACUGCGGCUCAGCACUUCUGCAGAGAUCAGCACACAGACCUGAUCAGUGGACCGGACCAGUUAAAUCAAAUGGAAAUAGGGACUAAAAGCUGCACAUGUGGAAACAACCAGUGGUGGAUCGGUCUGUCCAGAGACACCUGGGUCUGGUCUGAUGGAAGCAAAUCCUCAUUCAGAAAGUGGAGCAUCAAUGAUCCACUUUUGAAUAAAAGCUUCACCGAUGACAACAAGAACUGUGUGAAAGUGGGACCUCAGAGAACAUUUAUCCGAGAUUAUUGUAACCAGACCAGACCCUUCAUCUGCUACGACAACCCUUUCAUCCUGGUGAAAGAGAACAAAACCUGGGAGGAGGCUCUGUACUACUGCAGACGAAAUCACCGUGACCUGGCCUGGUUCAUCGACCACACUCACCUGAAGAACAUGGCCCAGCAGAGAGCCAAGGUGGCCGACAGCGACGCCGUGUGGGUGGGGCUGCACUACACCUGCUUUCUGGAGGCUUGGAUCUGGGUGAACGGUCACUACGUCUCUGACACCAAUGAGAACUGGAAGGUUCCAGGAGAGAGUCAGUGUGGAGUGGCUGGAGCCAUGGAGAGAGACGGAGACAACAAGUGGGUCAAGAGGAAUUCCAAGGAAACACUCAACUUCAUCUGUGUGCGCUAACGGACUAUACCUGAUUUCAAACCAUGUGUGAAAAGCAUGUUUUAGUUUAAACUUUUUCACCCUGUCCACUUUUCCUCCCACUGAUUUAUGGAGCUCAACAGUCCUGUCCACUUAAGAGUCCGUUUUGUAAAUUUUCCAUUCAUUUUUCCUGCAGACAUUUCAAAAAAUUCAAAUAUUUACAAAAGAAAGUUCAACUCACUGCUGCUGCUCAGGCAUAAAUCCUUCAAAUGCAAGGUUGUUUUUUCUUCUAAAAUUAUUCU